AUGGGUGGGCGCGAUGCACUGAUCUUUUUUGGUUGCCUCAACCAUGACGUAGUAAAAACGUUGUUCAAUUUGUCUCAAAAAUAUUGUUGCAUGAGUAUCAUCAAACCCACCAGCCAACGAGCAGCUUCAGGCAACAGAAUAUUGUGGACAUCCUGGAAUACAUUUUACAAUCAACCAUCGUUGAUAAGCCAAUCAGCAUCGGCUGCCAGAUCGUUGAACCGCGGUAGACUCAGCGAGGCUGCAACACGAACACGCGUACCGGAUAUAUGGCCUGAGGCUCACCUGCUAAACGAAGCAUUCAAGCAUCUGCCCACUGUAUCCACAACUGACUCACCAACAGUGACAAGUCCAAAGGUUGCUGCUCCACCUGGUCCCAAUAAGAUCCGUCAAGACAUGAUGCAUCGUGCUGGCUUCACCAAGCCUAGGCUCGCCCUCUAUCUCCCCUGUCAGUCCCGGCUCUUGUUCACCGACGGUUCCGGUCUUACUCGGUCGGGCAGGCCCGAGUCAAGCCUGCUAAACAAUACAGGUCAGAAGCGAUGGAUACUUUUCAAAAAGGACCAGGGACCGCCUAGACAUUUCCACGCGAAGACGAACGCCACUGCUACCCCUUGUUUGGACCAAACGGCUGACGACGAGUAUGAGAGCAACUGGGAAAGCGAAACUAGAUACAACCAACCUCACCCAAUCUGGAACGAUGAAGAAGUUCAUUCUGUGCAGAGAACGCAUUUCCGCCCUCGGGGUAUGAGUGACAGGUUUGCUUUGUACUUUAUCAGGCUGCUCCGUGGGACCUUCGACGUAUGUACGGGUUAUGCGUUCGGUCCUCUGUCUGCUCAGGGCUGGAUUAACCGUGUGGUGUUGUUGGAGACUGUGGCUGGAGUUCCGGGUUUGGUCGGUGCUUGUAUCCGUCAUUUGCGGAGUCUGCGGCGGAUGGAAAGGGACUAUGGAUGGAUCCACACGUUGCUGGAGGAGGCUGAAAACGAGCGAAUGCAUCUGAUGUCUGCUCUGAUGAUAAAGAACCCAGGUCCUCUCUUCAGAUGCAUCGUGGUUGCCGGACAGAUGUUCUUCCUACCGCUGUUUACGACACUCUACUUCGUCUCUGGGAAGACCGCACACCGGUUCGUCGGCUACUUGGAAGAGGAGGCUGUAAAAACCUAUACCCACUUACUCGAAGAACUGGAGGCAGGACACCAACCCAGUCUAGCUGCCAUGCGAGCACCCCGCGUUGCCCGCCAGUACUGGCAACUAAAGGAUGACGCCACCUUCACAGACAUGAUCUUCGCCAUCCGUGCGGAUGAGUCACACCACAGAGACGUGAACCACACCUUCGCCAACAUGAGACCCGAUGAAGAAAAUCCCUUUGAACCGGGACACUAG
Molecule: messenger RNA, 1374 nt
Organism: Gregarina niphandrodes
Lineage: Eukaryota; Apicomplexa; Conoidasida; Eugregarinorida; Gregarinidae
Product: alternative oxidase
Exons: 3
Coding region: 1-1374 (457 amino acids)
Biological process (GO): alternative respiration
Cellular component (GO): mitochondrion
Molecular function (GO): alternative oxidase activity
Source: RefSeq, a predicted model, not a curated record